AUGAAAUUCCUUAUUUUAUUGGUUGUUUUGUUAACAAUAACAGGGAGAACCCAAGCUGCUCUAACAGCUGCAGAGAAAACCUUAAUUCUCAAUACUUUUAACGGAUGGAGAGAUAAUGGUUUACCAAUUCCAACCACUGAUCUUUCUACUUUGACUUGGAAUACCGCUUAUGAAACCAAUUUGCAGAACUAUGUGAACACUUGUGCCACCAGUUUUUCACCAUUCUCAAAGAGAGCCAGAGUAGCUGAAUUCGUUGUAACUUUCUCUGGAACUUGGAACCUCCAAGUAAUCUUGGACUACAUUGGAGGUACUACCGCCAAUUAUAAUUUCAACACAAAAUCAUGUGCCUCUGGAAAAUCUUGCUUACACGAAUACACUGUCGUUGCCAAAGGAAAGACAGCUGCAUGUGCUGUCAACAAGUGUGGUAGAACCUACCGUUUUCUAUGUGACUUUGAUCCAGUCGGACCAUACAGGGGAACCAUCAAUUGGCAAUCGAAAUCAACACCAGUCAGAGAUCAAGGUCAAUGUGGAAGUUGUUACAUCUUUGCUGCCAUUGCCAACUCUGAAGCUAGAUAUGUUAUCAAGACUGGUGCCAACCCUGCAACAGUCGAUUUCUCUGAGCAAGAAGGUUUGAACUGUAUCUCUGGUGGUUGUAACGGUGGUUGGCCAACUACAGUGUACAAUACCUUCAAGACCACUGGUUUUGGACCAGAGUCUGCCAACAAAUACACUGGUGUUCAAACUACUUGUACUCAGACUGCCACUCCACGUGUAUCCUUUACUGGUUUCACUCAGACUGCCAAAACCAAAGAUGCUUUAAUCGCUGCCUUACAGACUGGACCAAUUGCAAUCUCACUCCAAGCUGAUGGUGGUUUCCAAAGUUACAGAAGCGGUAUCUAUAAUUGUCCAACCAAAUAUACCUCUGUCAACCAUGCAGUAACAUUAACCGGUUAUGAUGAAGCAACUGAUUCCUGGUUAAUUAAGAACUCCUGGAAUACUUGGUGGGGUAUAAGCGGCUAUAUAAAAUUAACGGCAGCCAACGAUAACUGUAACAUUUUAGGUUACGCAUCUAGUUAUAUUAAUUAUUAA
This is a messenger RNA of Heterostelium album PN500, 1089 nucleotides long. RefSeq lists its product as uncharacterized. Gene Ontology annotation, molecular function: cysteine-type endopeptidase activity. Gene Ontology annotation, cellular component: lysosome. Bases 1 to 1089 code for a protein of 362 amino acids. NCBI's taxonomy places the organism in Eukaryota, Evosea, Eumycetozoa, Acytosteliales, Acytosteliaceae. The record is from RefSeq and is a predicted model, not a curated record. The transcript is spliced from 2 exons.